Messenger RNA from Dibothriocephalus latus, 195 nucleotides. NCBI's taxonomy places the organism in Eukaryota, Metazoa, Platyhelminthes, Cestoda, Diphyllobothriidea, Diphyllobothriidae. The record is from the annotation of a GenBank genome assembly.
GGAGGUGGCAUUCACGGUAUCCUAAAGGGCUCCAACUCGCAUAACCUCACUCCGGACAAAGCACACGCGCUGGCGGUGGCCGAGGCUGCUGUGAAGAACAUGCGAGGCAAGGCGCGCGUGGAAGUGCCCAUGGUGACCGUAGGACUGCACCAGUCUACACAAGCGGCACACAGCGAACCCGGUGGCGCACCCAAA